Molecule: messenger RNA, 1308 nt
Organism: Sinocyclocheilus rhinocerous
Lineage: Eukaryota; Metazoa; Chordata; Actinopteri; Cypriniformes; Cyprinidae
Exons: 6
Coding region: 1-813 (270 amino acids)
Cellular component (GO): proton-transporting V-type ATPase complex
Molecular function (GO): ATPase activator activity
Source: RefSeq, a predicted model, not a curated record
AUGAAGCAGCAGCUUCAGCAUCAUCUCUGGCAGACUCAUCUGGAUGUAUACAUGGCAUCAACGUGGCGCCCAAUGUCUCUUGCGUUAUUUUCUUUUGUUUUCCUGCAGAUAUCCUCGUCUUAUGAGCAGCUGUCUGCCUUUGUGGAAGGAAGCUCAGAUGACGCACCAUCCCAAGACAUCAGAAUUCAACAAAAUGGGGUGGACGCUGACGGCUCGGUGUUUGCGGCUGAAGCGCUGCAGCCGUACGGAUGGCAGCUUCACGCUCCUCCACGCAGGAAGCUGCUUCAGUCUCCGGGAAUGUUGCUGUACUCUCCUCUGAGUGUUUCUUACAAUGGCAAGACCUGCAUCCUCUUCAGAGCCCGCAAACUAGCCAUCAGGUACAGGAAUCACAGUUUAGUGGACCUCACAGAGAGAACCUUCAGCCCAGACGCACCGGUGGACACCAAAGGCUCCUUCUGCAGCAAAGACAAAGCCACACUCAAUCUACGUUUUGGCGAUGUGGAAGAUCUAAGAGGCCUCUCCAUCAGGUCGAUUCAACAUCUUACCAUCUGCUGUUUCUUGUGUUUUUCCUCACAGAUCCAGGCGUUUAACGUUCACUCCAGUAAGUUUGUGGCGGCCAGCGACUGCGCGACCUUCUUCACUCCUGCCAUCCUGAUGGGUCUGAUCACGUCUCUGAUCCUGCUGCUGGUGCUGGCCUACGCUCUGCACAUGGUGGUUCACCUGAAGCACAUCGACCGCUACGAAGAGCACAAGACCACCGUCUACUUCCCGCGCAGCACAGAAGCGGAGAGCACAGAGAAGAACAACCUCUAGAGUCCCGAGAGAGAGACGGACACUUCUGUGACUGUGAGCUCUGACUCCCAUCUGAACGGAGAAUCAGAGCUGUUUGGGACUGACUGCACCACGGCAGUGGCAUCAUUGUGGUGGGACAGUGGAAGUCCGAAUCAGCUUCCUUCGGGAGCUUUACAGGCUCGGCACACCGGAGGAUUUGGAGAUAUCAGCCAGUUCUCACCAAAAAUCUAGGAAUUAAACAUUCAGUGUCAGGUUUCAUGAGCGGAAGGACAUCUUCAGAUGUUUGAAUGCGAUUUGAAAUAGCACAAUAAUCAAUAUAUCUUGCAUUUGCAUCGUCUGUCUUAGCUUCUGUUUGACUGCUAAGGACCAGAUUUAACUUCAGUACUGAUGCUUCUCUGAAGUCAACAUGAAAUGGUGUUUCGUAAGCAAUUUACAGUUGUAAUUUUACAUAUUUGAGAAUAAAAAAUCUUGAUUUUGUCAUCUGGAACUGAUUGGAUGGUAUUACGGAAACCCAUU